GUUUUAGCCAGCUAACUCGUUCGUUGCAGUAUUAACGGACUUAAUGCUAGCUAACUGCUAACAACAGGACCAGAGGAAACAAACUGAAGGGAUAACGCGGUUUCUUUGGGGGCUGAUCUACUGUGAGUCACGACAACCUAUGAUUCAAUAAAUUAUUUACCUGCCCGUCAAUAUUUUGGUCGGGCCCAAACUUUCUGGAUGAUUCUCCCGAAAAUUUAAGGCCCUGAAUCCACGGUGCGUUGGUAGGCGACAGCCGCGGACCAUCGUGCUUUCUGAGGAAGCACUGCUGUAACUGAGCUGAACAAAGUCUUAUGAAAUAUCAAUACAUCAACGUUUUGCUGUAGCCACGACCAUCCCGAACACAAUGUCACAUAACGGGCCUCCUCCUCGAUGGCGGAAUUGUCCCAGAAGAGGACAACCUGUGGCAAACAAAUUCCUGCCGAUGAAAACAAUGUUGGGUCCCAAAUAUGAUGACAAAGUUCCAGAGGAGAAUAGAUUUCAUCCAAGCAUGCUGUCAAACUAUUUAAAAAGUCUAAAGGUGAAAAUGGGUUUGCUGGUGGAUCUGACCAACACUACUCGCUUUUAUGACCGCAAUGACAUUGAAAAAGAAGGCAUAAAAUAUGUGAAGCUUCAGUGUAAAGGCCAUGGAGAAUGCCCCUCAACGGAGACCACUGAAAUGUUCAUCAGGCUUUGUGAACACUUCAUGGAUAAGAAUCCCACAGAGUUAAUAGGUGUACACUGCACACACGGCUUCAAUCGGACUGGCUUUCUGAUAUGUGCAUACCUGGUGGAGAAGAUGGACUGGAGUGUGGAGGCAGCUGUGGCUGCUUUUGGUCAGUCCCGAGCCCCUGGGAUCUACAAGGGAGACUACCUCAAAGAGCUUUUCCGUCGCUACGGCGAUGUGGAGGAUACACCCCCUGCCCCUGCACUGCCAGAGUGGUGCUUUGAUGAUGAUGAUGGGGAUGUGGACGAUGACGGGAAUGUAAUUGGCCAGGAGUCAGGCCCCAGCUCCUCAGGGUCAGGGCCUGGCAAACGAAAGAAAGAGAAGCUAAAAAUGGAUGCAGUAUUCCUUGAAGGCAUCAAAGUGAAAGGCGUCACACAGGUCACCUCGCAACCCAAACUGGGACAGAUCCAAAGAAGAUGUCAGGAGUUUUGCCAGUGGGAAAAGUCUGGUUUUCCUGGUGCCCAGCCUGUGUCCAUGGAUAGGAGAAACCUGCACUUCCUAGAGCAGAAUCCAUACAAAGUUAGCUGGAAGGCUGAUGGCACACGGUACAUGAUGCUGAUCAGUGGAAAGAAUGAAGUGUACAUGAUCGACAGAGACAACACAGUCUUUCACAUAGACAACCUAGAGUUCCCUUUCCGUAAAGAUCCACGCGUCCAUUUAUCCAACACUUUGCUGGAUGGGGAGAUGAUCAUUGACAAGGUGAAUGGCCAGCCGGUGCCCCGCUAUUUGAUCUACGACAUCAUCAAAUUCAAUGAACAGCCUGUUGGCCAGUGCGAUUUCAAUAUCCGGCUGUUAUGCAUAGAAAAGGAGAUAAUUUCUCCCCGGAUGGAAAAGAUGAAGAAUGGACAGAUUGACAAAAGCAAGGAGCCCUUCAGUGUUCGAAACAAGCCCUUCUUUGACAUUCAUGCUUCACGAAAGUUACUGGAAGGCAGCUUCACAUCCCAAGUCAGCCAUGAAGUCGAUGGGCUUAUCUUCCAGCCGUGCGGGCGAUACAAGCCUGGGAGGUGUGAUGACAUUCUCAAGUGGAAGCCCCCCAGCCUUAACUCGGUGGACUUUCGCCUCAAGAUCACCAAAGUCGGAGGAGAAGGGCUGCUCCCCCAGACUGUUGGCUUGCUGUACGUCGGCAGCUAUGACAGGCCCUUUGCACAGAUGAAGGCCACUAAGGAGCUGAAGCAGUACGACAACAAGAUCAUCGAGUGUACCUUUGAAAACAACAGCUGGGUUUUCAUGAGGCAGAGGAUAGACAAGAGCUUCCCCAACUCCUACGACACAGCCAUGGCUGUGUGCAACAGCAUCCAGCAUCCCGUCACUAAGGAAAACCUCUUGGAGUUUCUGGACCGCAGCGCCCAGGGAGUCCAAGCCCAGAAUCGGAAACACCCACCGGACCCGGACACUGAGCUGAUGCCCCCUCCCCCUCCGAAGAGACCCAACCGGGCCAUCCCAUAGGCCGCUCUGGACCUGCUCCACGCUCGUGGUGUAUAUCCAUGUCUGCAGCACCAGCCGCACCAUCAUCCUCACCCAAAAAAAAAAAAAAAAAAAAAAAAAAACGGACAUUGAAGGCUUUCUUAUCCCCAGCACAUUUGUUUUAGCAGCCUUUAACAGGCCCAGUUAUCUAAAGACUUCCAGAAACCUUAUGAUUGACCGCCUCUACGCCAUUAGAUUCACCUUGUAGACUUCCUCUUAGCUUUAAUUGCCGUUGUUCUUAUUAAAAUGGAAAACAUGACGGUUGGUUUAUUUUAUUAUUUUUUUUUCUUUUCUAUUUAUCUUUUGUAAUGUCUGAGGUAAUGAGUAUUUAUCAACAGGGAAAUUGUUAUGGCUACAGAUGCACCUGACAAUGCAGACCUUGUUUAUGUUUUUUUUAAUCCAACAAUUGCUUGUUUUGUCUUGGAGGACUAAACAACAUCAGCGCUGGAUCCUUCUGUCGUAACAGUAACUAAAAUGAAGGAACAAUGAAUUUCAAUCUAUUUGCAGCAUAGAUCUGACUUAGAUCUACAUAACCUGUGCUGGGUAACAAAUGACUUAGAUAUACUGUCAUACAGAUAUGUUCCAUAUCGGGGUUCGUACAGAUUUUUGUAUCAAUAAUCCAAAAACAGUAGUAGAGUAGACUACAUCCAUGCAUCUGCAAAGAUUUUGUCCCAAGAAACCUCCUCUCACUAGACUGAUGCUACUACAUAUGAUUUGGUGCAUAAUUUUAUGGGAGGUGAAUGCAGACAACACAUCAUUAUACAUUCACUACAAACAAUCUCCGUCUUAAGAAUUCAUUUAGCCCCACAUCCACUGUUAAAAUCUUGUUUUUCUUAAUGCUAGAGAAGAAAAUCUGCCAUUUGGAACAGAUAAUCCCACUUGUUUCCAGUGCUAAUCAACUUGUUUCAGCAUAUUUAUACUUGUUCCCAGAAAGAAAAAAAAAAUCUGAAACAAGUGAAACUGUAGUGGAAACAAGUGGGAUUAUCUCAUCCUGCUGGCACAGUUUUUUUUUUCACUUGUCCUCAGUAAAAAAAAGAUGUUUUAACACUGAAUGUGAGACUAAAUGACUAGUUAAAAUGGGUUUUGUUCUUCCUGUGAAAGCUAUGUAAGCCUUUAACCUCUCUCUGGAGGAAGGCAAGCAAAAGCAGAUUUUCACUUCAUGGGUAUCAAAAAAAAAAAAAA
Molecule: messenger RNA, 3370 nt
Organism: Myripristis murdjan (pinecone soldierfish)
Lineage: Eukaryota; Metazoa; Chordata; Actinopteri; Holocentriformes; Holocentridae
Gene: rngtt
Product: RNA guanylyltransferase and 5'-phosphatase
Exons: 16
Coding region: 365-2170 (601 amino acids)
Biological process (GO): 7-methylguanosine mRNA capping; protein dephosphorylation
Molecular function (GO): mRNA 5'-triphosphate monophosphatase activity; ATP binding; mRNA guanylyltransferase activity
Source: RefSeq, a predicted model, not a curated record